This is a messenger RNA of Lemur catta (Ring-tailed lemur), 1539 nucleotides long. RefSeq names its product transmembrane protease serine 11G-like. The coding region runs from base 1 to 1539 and encodes 512 amino acids. The transcript has 11 exons. Gene Ontology annotation, biological process: proteolysis. Gene Ontology annotation, molecular function: serine-type endopeptidase activity. Lineage: Eukaryota; Metazoa; Chordata; Mammalia; Primates; Lemuridae. The record is from RefSeq and is a predicted model, not a curated record.
AUGACCACUUUUGACCUACACGAAAGAUACAGUGCAGGCUCUGGUGUCCCUGCUCUCCCGAGCUUGGAAAAUCCUUUAUCUGCUGAAACACUCUGUGGAGAUAAGUGGGGCUUUGCUAGGCUGCCCAGCUGCUCCCUAACCCACAAGAAGUUUGCGUCUAGUGCUGCCACUCAGGUUCUGAAGUCCUGGGCACCAGUCCCCAACUCUGUUUCUUUCAUGAGCAACACGUCCACCAUCCUCCAGCUCACUCCACUCCAUCUACUUCUACUAGUUUUUAACAUACAACUCUCUCUUAAAAGGCCAGAGACACUGGGUAGAAGAAAAAGUUCAUUGAAACCAUGGAUGAUUGCCCUUAUUGUCACAGCUAUUGUGUUGGUUCUGGCAAUAAUUAUUGGUCUCCUUGUUCAUUUCUUGGCAUACGACCAGAAGUCUCAUUAUUACCAGGCCUCCUUCCAGAUCCCUAGUAUUCACUAUGAUCCUGAUUUUUCAGUAGAACAUUCAACAUCUGGGACUGACAUGAAGCAAAAAGUCAAUGAUGAGAUAGAUAAGAUAUUUCAAAGAUCCAGUUUAAAUCAUCAUUACAUCAAGUCUCAUGUCAUCAACUUUAGGCCAAGUAAUGAUGGUUUGGAAACAGAUGUAUUGCUUAAAUUUACUUCUAACAAUGUGGACACAAUAAAAAGGCAAGCUGAUAACAUUUUGCAUCAGAUGUUGAAUUCAAAUGAAACCUUCUUGAAGAUAGACCCUUCAUUACCUUAUCUUACAGCUAUGAAUGAAGAACAAGCAGAGCACAUUCUGAACAGCUGUUGUGGUUUAGGAAAGGAGUUGCCAUCCAUGGAAAGAAUUGCUGAUGGUGUUAUUACAAAGAAAGGUGACUGGCCAUGGCAAGCCAGCCUGCAGGUGGAAGGUGUCCACAUCUGUGGAGCAUCUGUGAUCAGUGAGGAGUGGCUCCUGACUGCCGCUCACUGUUUUGACGUUUACAAAAACCCCAGACUAUGGAUGGCUAGUUUUGGAAGAACCCUAAACCCUUCACUGAUGAGAAGAAAGGUGCAGUCAAUUAUUGUUCACAAAAACUAUGCUGCCCAUAAACAUGAGGAUGACAUCGCUGUGGUGAAGCUCUCCACCCCCAUCGUAUUUUCCAAUGAGGUGCACAGAGUCUGUCUCCCGGAUGCUACUUUUGAAGUCUUGCCUAAGAGUAAAGUGUUUGUCACUGGAUGGGGAGCAUUAAAAGCAAAUGGUGCUUUUCCCAACACUCUGCGAGAAGUUGAAAUAGAGAUCAUAAGUAAUGAUAUAUGUAAUCAAGUUAAUGUAUAUGGUGGUGCUGUCUCGUCAGGAAUGAUCUGUGCUGGAUUCUUGACAGGAAAGCUAGAUGCCUGUGAGGGUGACUCUGGAGGACCUCUGGUUAUUGCACAAGACAGAAACAUCUGGUAUCUUAUUGGAAUAGUAAGCUGGGGAAUAGACUGUGGAAAAGAAAACAAGCCUGGACUUUAUACGAAAGUGACUCAUUAUCGGGACUGGAUUAAAUCUGAAACUAACAUCUAA